AUGGUGUUCGAGUCGGUCGUAGCGUCGGUGUCUUCUCGAGUUGGUGAGUCCUAUGAAGUUUUUAACUAUGAAGUAAUUGGGUCUGAGUGCAAGGACCUUGUAAAUGGCUACGCUGGGGCUUGCUUUAAGAAAUUCACUUCCUAUGAUGAAGCUAUAAAGUUUAUUGAAGCUGGGCGUGAGGUUGGAACUGUACUUUCGAAAAAGCGAAAGAUUGGGAGCAUGAAUAGUGACCUGGAUGGUCGAGAAGAUCCGUUACCGACCAAGUUAUCUCCUGAAGAGCAUUACAUCCGUAGUGACCAUGUUCCAAGCACUCUAACAUUUUAUCAUGAUGCAUCAUGCCCGCGACGUGUAAUGGUUUAUACUGAUGGUUCAUGUAACGGUGCACAUGAUGAUCGUCGUGCUGGUUAUGGUGUUUACUGGGGACCUAAUCAUCCAUGGAAUGUCUCUGAGCGUUUAGAAGGAGAGCAAACAAAUAAUAGAGCAGAAAUUGAGGCGGUGAUAUGUGCAAUUAAACAGGCACACAUUGGUGGUAUUACUCAUUUGGGAAUAGUUACUGAUAGUAAAUUCACUCAAAACUGUGCAACAGAAUGGGGUCAACGGUGGGCGCGAAAUGCCUGGAAAUUAGCCAAUGGUGAAGAUGCUAAAUUAAAAGAACCAGUUAAACGAUUAAUUGAAGUUAUCGCUGAAUCAGGAAUUGAAAUAAUCUGGUACCAUGUCCGUAGUCAUCGUGGCGUACACGGUAAUGAAGAAGCAGACUCGUUGGCUAAUAUUGGCGCUAGUAAAUCAUUACCAAAGAAAUAA
Molecule: messenger RNA, 801 nt
Organism: Schistosoma rodhaini
Lineage: Eukaryota; Metazoa; Platyhelminthes; Trematoda; Strigeidida; Schistosomatidae
Source: the annotation of a GenBank genome assembly